Molecule: messenger RNA, 2043 nt
Organism: Aspergillus alliaceus
Lineage: Eukaryota; Fungi; Ascomycota; Eurotiomycetes; Eurotiales; Aspergillaceae
Product: Zn(II)2Cys6 transcription factor
Exons: 6
Coding region: 1-2043 (680 amino acids)
Biological process (GO): regulation of DNA-templated transcription; DNA-templated transcription
Molecular function (GO): DNA-binding transcription factor activity, RNA polymerase II-specific; carboxy-lyase activity; zinc ion binding
Source: RefSeq, a predicted model, not a curated record
AUGAAUCGCCGCAGUCCCGAGGUGCAGCGCCAAGAGAUCGACCGCGUGCUGCAACUCAAAAGGAAGCAGCGCGAGGCUAAGGCUUGCUAUCCUUGUCGCCAGCGCAAGGUGAAGUGCGAUAGUGGUCAGCCCUGCAGGACUUGUCAGAAGCGUGGCCAUCCGCAGAUCUGUGUCUACGAUGUCACCAAAGACUCCUCGCGACACUCGUUUCCCCGGUCGGGGAGGGUGGAUCCCGCUCAAGCAACGCCGUCUCAUCCCCAGCCUGAGGGGGCUUCCCCCAUAACUCCAUCGACUGCAUCCCCUAAUGGAGCUAUUGGCUCCUUACAAAGCGAUCACUCACAAUUGUUAGAUGUGGUUCCACCCUCGCGAUUACACCAGCGAUCCCGAUCGUCUAGUCGUGAUCGCUCGGAUGAUUAUGUCUUCUCCGGACAGAACUCGGUGGUCUCCAUUCUCCGGCUGCAAGAUCCCGAUGGGUCCAUGGCCCGAGAUGCAGGGUCCGUGUUAGGCCUUCAGAACACAUAUGAUAGCUAUCCCUUCAUUGACUUGAAGACGCCGACCGACCGCUGGUUUUUUCACCAUCAUCGUCUUUCAGCACAUCCUUUCAACCCUAUUCUGGUUGAUAUUGACGGGUUCGAAUCCGCCGUGUGCACAUUUCUGGGCUCUGUUGCUUCCGGGGAGCUGAGCGACCCAAACAAAAUCUCGCAGCGUUGGUCUUCCGAUAGAUCCAUUGGCCACAUCAGUCUUCUCCUGGCUACAUUAGCUUCCGGAGCCCACUUCUCAGACCUUGAAUACCCCCAACGCUCGGAGGUAUGCCAGGAUCUCGCACGUCGAUCGUUCCAGGCCCUGAGGUUGGCGAAUUUCCUCUUUCGGCCAUCGCUGGACAUUGUUCAAGCCAUGCUUAUUUUGGGAAACAUGUUGCAGAACAACGGCCAGUCCGACGCAGCCUGGGCUCUUCUCGGAACUACUGUUCGCUUAGCCCAAGCUCUCGGAUUACAUACCCAGAGAGGCACUUCACAUUUACCAGAAAUUGUCCGAUCAAGGGCGAAGAAGCUAUGGUCGAUGACUGUGUGGCAGGAUUGUUUGUUGAGCCUCUGUUAUGACCGCCCACCAGUGGUAUCGAUUUCGGGCUGGCAGCAGAAUGUGGGCCUCACAUCGGCAUUCGCCCUUUCAUUCACGGAUGUGAUGCACUUUCUGUGUCAGCUAGGCCUCGAUAUCGCUAAAGUUCAGGAGCCCGAGCAGUGGGAUUUGACUCGCGCAACGGAGUUGUUGACCGCACUGGACAACGUGUAUAGCCGUGCGCAACCCCAUCUUCUGGCCCGAGAUCACUGUCAUUGCCUGCAGCACCACCAAGAGCACCUGGCCCUCCGCAUGCAUUUUUCAUUUUGCGUUUCGGUCCUGUGUCGACCGACCAUCCGAAGCUCCCCGAGCCGGUUGGAUGAUCCUCGUUACACCCGCCUACGUAUCAGAGCCAAGGAGAGUCUUAUGGACGCGUCGCAAGCAUUCCUGGAUUUUCAAACCUUGAGCAUCGUGCCCCUGCGGACGUGGUCCAUGGUGCACACUGUUUUGAGCUCGGCAUUACUUCUAUGCGUCUGGCAGGAAACUCGGAACGAUAGUGAAUGUCGAGACUUGCAGCAGAGAGUGAUAACUGUAUUCUCCAACGCUGAACCGCCCAGGAAGGACACCAUCGGCUUGUCGGACCAUGGACAAUGGCUUUCUGCACGACAUAUUCGCGCCCUCGUAGCGUUGAGAAAUGCUGUGCGCAACGUACCGUUUGAGGCAACAGGCCAAGACAGUGACGGAUUCCAUGACCAAGGUCAAACUAACCAUUCUUCUCUAAACCUCAAUCCUAAUGGACUUGCAGCCCAAGGCCCGAUGUUUAUGCCUGGCUUUGAUCUGGGCGGCGGUGUGCCGGGGGGGUUUGGAAAUUACUUUCCGGAAGGUGUAUUAAUAAAUAAUACGGCGGAUCUGUCCCCGGUGACCUACCUUGACUCGAUUAUGAAUGUUCCAUUGUUCAAUAUAUCCGAAGACAAUUCAUUCUUGUAG